CCACAUCGAGUUGCCAUGGCCAAUUUUCCAUUUCUCUUCUUGUGCUAAAUUUAUUGGGCCGCUGACGAUCUGAACUUCUGAAGCCUAAUAGUCAGCCAUUGCCAAAUCACGGGCCUCUCGAGUUGGCUCACUCAUGAAAUUUCAAAUUCCCGCCUUUCGAUUACCAGAAACCAGAACGGCGGUUUCGUUCCAUUUCUUUUCAAAAUUGAAAGGAAAUUCUAUCAAAAUCUUAGUCUACUUUCUUUUGGGUUCAACUCGCGUUUCGAUUUCCAUUUAGCUUUUCAGGGACUGCUUUUACGUUUAUUUACUCUGCUAUUUUACAACUCAUUUGAAAUUUCUAGGGUUUUCGAGUCUGUACUGUUCCCAUUUCCUAGUUAUAUUAUUGUAAUUUGUAGAGGAUGUAUAUCAAGGAGAUAUGCUUAGAGGGGUUCAAGUCUUAUGCGACGAGGACGGUUGUUCCUGGUUUUGAUCCCUUUUUCAAUGCUAUAACGGGGCUAAACGGGUCAGGCAAGUCGAAUAUCCUCGAUUCAAUUUGCUUCGUGCUGGGUAUAACCAAUUUGCAGCAGGUUCGUGCUUCGAAUCUUCAGGAGCUCGUCUACAAGCAAGGCCAAGCUGGAAUUACCAAGGCCACGGUGUCCAUUGUGUUUGAUAAUUCGGAUAGGAGCAGAAGCCCUCUUGGCUACGAGGACCACCCCGAGAUUACUGUAACCAGGCAGAUUGUGGUCGGUGGAAGGAACAAAUAUCUGAUCAAUGGAAAGCUUGCCCAGCCAAGUCAAGUCCAGAAUCUUUUUCACUCCGUUCAACUUAAUGUUAAUAAUCCACAUUUUCUCAUAAUGCAAGGUCGUAUCACCAAGGUCUUAAACAUGAAACCUCCAGAAAUAUUGUCCAUGCUUGAAGAGGCUGCUGGGACAAGAAUGUAUGAAACAAAGAAAGAGGCUGCAUUGAAAACGCUUGAGAAGAAGCAGACUAAGGUUGAUGAAAUAAACAAGCUUCUUGACCAUGAAAUAUUGCCUGCUUUAGAGAAGUUGAGGAAACAACGUACACAAUACAUGCAGUGGACUAAUGGCAACGCUGAACUUGAUCGACUUAAAAGGUUCUGCAUUGCUUGUGAAUUUGUUCAGGCAGAGAAAAUUAGAGACAAUGCAAUUGGUGAAGUGGAAAAGGUGAAGGAAAAAAUUACUGCAAUUGAUGAGAAUACAGAAAGAGCAAAGGCAGAAAUACAAGCAAUGGAGACAAAACUAUCAAAUUUGAUAGCUGAGAAGGAAGCCAGUAUGGGUGGAGACGUAAAAACCUUGACUGAGAAAGUAGAUUUGCUAUCUAAAAAUCUGGUGAGGGAAGUGUCGGUUCUGAAUAAUAAGGAGGACACUCUAAAGGGUGAAAAAGAGACUGCUGAAAAGAUUGUUCAUAAUAUUGAAGACUUGAAGCAAUCUGUAGAAGAGAGGGCCUCUGCUGUGAGAAGGUGUGAAGAUGGAGCAGCUGAUCUGAGAAGGAGAGUUGAGGAACUUUCUAAGAAUUUGGAAGACUGCGAAAAGGAAUACCAGGUCACUGCCGGUGGAAAGUUGUUUAAUGUUGUUGUUGAUACUGAAGAUACUGGAAAACAGCUCCUUAAAAAUGGUGAUCUUCGCAGAAGAGUGACAAUUAUACCUUUGAACAAAAUUCAGUCCCACCUUGUUCCCCCUCGAGUGCAGCAAACUGCUGUUAGAUUGGUUGGCAAGGAGAAUGCAGAAUUGGCACUCUCUUUGGUAGGCUACAGUGAAGAAUUGAAGAGUGCUAUGGAAUACAUCUUUGGUUCAACAUUUGUCUGCAAAACCAUUGAUGCUGCAAAAGAGGUUGCUUUUAAUCGGGAAACUCGCACCCCAACUGUCACUCUUGAAGGUGAUAUAUUUCAACCAAGUGGUCUGCUGACUGGUGGAAGCCGCAAGGGUGGUGGUGAAUUGUUAAGGCAACUUCAUAAAUUGGCAGAGGCUGGAAAAGAACUUGUAAUACAUCAGAAAAAGUUAUCUGAGAUUGAAGCAAAGAUCAAGGAGCUUCUGCCUCUUCAAAAGAAGUUCAUGGACCUUAAAGCACAGUUAGAACUUCAAAUGUAUGACCUCUCUUUAUUUGAAGGCAGAGCCGAACAGAAUGAGCAUCAUAAGCUUGCUGAAGCUGUGAAGAGGAUUGAACAAGAGCUGGAUGAAGCAAAGUCUUCACUCCUAGAAAAGCAACUUCUAUAUGAAAAGUGUGUUAGCUCUGUUUCCAUGCUUGAAAAAUCCAUAAAAGAUCAUGACAGUAAUCGAGAGGGCUGGCUGAAGGACUUAGAGAAAAAGGUUAAAGCUAUGAAAGAUAAAAUGCAGUCAGCUUCAAAGGAUCUAAAGAGGCAUGAAAACGAAAGGGAGAGACUUAUUAUGGAGCAGGAAGCAGUCAUGAAGGAGUGCACAUCUUUGGAAAGUCAGUUAGGUUUAUUGGGAGCACAGAUUAGCAAUCUCUCUUCAGAAGUAGAGGAGCAAAGGGCCAAUGUUGCUUCCACUCAGAAGGUUCUAGAUCAGGCCCAGUCUGAGCUCAAAUUAUUGCGCUUAAAGAUGAAGGAAUGUGAUUCUGAAAUUAGUUGCAUUCUCAAGGAACAGCAGACACUUCAGCAUAAGCUUGAUGAGACAAAGCUUGAGAGGAAGAAGUUGGAAAAUGAGGUAAAGCGAAUGGAGACAGAGCAGAAAGAUUGCUCACUAAAAGUAGAAAAAUUAAUCGAGAAACAUGCAUGGAUAACAUCUGAGAGGCAGCUUUUUGGAAAAAGUGGGACAGAUUAUGAUUUUACAUCCCGUGAUCCAAAAAAAGCAAAUGAAAAACUUGAGAGACUGCAAGCUGAACAGUCAGGGCUUGAGAAAAGAGUGAACAAGAAAGCUAUGGCCAUGUUUGAGAAAGCAGAGGAUGAGUACAAUGAUUUGAUGUCCAAGAAAAACAUUAUUGAGAAUGAUAAGUGCAAAAUCAAGAAGGUGAUUGAAGAGCUAGACGAAAAGAAAAAGGAAACUCUAAAAGUUACCUGGGUUAAAGUUAACAAUGACUUUGGAUCUAUCUUUUCUACCCUUUUACCUGGCACAAUGGCAAAGCUAGAACCUCCAGAAGGUGGCAGUUUCCUGGAUGGUCUUGAGGUUCGUGUCGCAUUUGGAAGUGUUUGGAAACAGUCUCUGUCUGAACUUAGUGGAGGGCAACGGUCUCUUCUCGCACUUUCUCUAAUUUUGGCACUUCUUCUAUUCAAGCCAGCUCCUCUUUAUAUACUUGAUGAGGUUGAUGCAGCUCUUGAUCUGAGUCACACACAGAAUAUAGGGAGAAUGAUUAAGACUCAUUUUCCACAUUCACAGUUUAUAGUGGUUUCACUAAAGGAAGGCAUGUUCAAUAAUGCCAAUGUUCUGUUCCGUACAAAAUUUGUGGAUGGUGUUUCUACUGUCCAGAGAACUGUUGCCCCCAAGUAGAACGAGUAACUGCUCUAUCUUGUCAGGUUGUGUUGGUUGUAAUUCGCUCAUGUACUUAACUGUGUCCUGGCUAAAUAUUUUGUAGAUAGCAUUUUGGUUAAUUCAAGGGUUAAUUUAUGGGCAUGAUUGUAAGAUGCCUUACUGUGAUUCUUAUGGUCGAACGGGUAAAAUGUAGAUGUAACAUAAAAGUUAUACAAAUUUUCAUGAUCCGCAAUCAUUCUGUUGCGAUCUUUCUACUUGACUCGGGUAGUGAUGGAGAGAUUUCAACUUAUUUCUUCCU
This is a messenger RNA of Carica papaya (papaya), 3723 nucleotides long. NCBI's taxonomy places the organism in Eukaryota, Viridiplantae, Streptophyta, Magnoliopsida, Brassicales, Caricaceae. The record is from RefSeq and is a predicted model, not a curated record.